Messenger RNA from Folsomia candida, 757 nucleotides. RefSeq names its product zinc finger protein 593 homolog. Lineage: Eukaryota; Metazoa; Arthropoda; Collembola; Entomobryomorpha; Isotomidae. The record is from RefSeq and is a predicted model, not a curated record. Gene Ontology annotation, molecular function: nucleic acid binding; zinc ion binding. The transcript has 3 exons. The coding region runs from base 192 to 590 and encodes 132 amino acids.
GAAGGAAACCAUAAAUAUUGCUGUUAAUUCUGCACGUGGUGAAAUUAAUAAACCUUGGCUCAUAAUUUUCGGUUUUGGAUAUCCUAUUAAUUCAUUAUUGUGAUAACCACCAGGUGACAAAUUAUCCAAAACCCUGGAUUACUCAAGGUUUAGCCUCUAUUGUAGUUUAGACUUAUUAGUUUUCUUGAAAUAUGCCAGGGCCUACUAAAAGACGAAAGUACCACCAAGGGAUCACGACUGAAAAGAAGAAAUACAGAACCAAGCGGAGGACCAGGGACAUUGAUCUUAUUUGUGAGGAUUUGGAUCAUCCAGAAAAGUUUGAAAAGAAACCCAUCGACUUUGAUCUACCCGGAGGAGGUCAAUUCUACUGUCUUCAUUGCGCGAAGCACUACAUCAGCCAACACGCCCUCGAGGAACACCGGCGAGGGAAGGUGCACAAGAAGAGGGUGAAGGAGACGGAGGAGGUGCCCUAUUCAGUGGAGGAGUCCGAACGAGCCGGGGGACUGGGCUCAUACCUCCCACCGCCUGCAAAGAGGUCCAAACCGAACCCAACAUUGAUUGAGGACGACAUCAAGAUCGCAGACGACUAAUUUCUAAUCACAAAAUUUACCGUAAUUAUAUCAUUUCAAUAUUUGGCAAGUUAUUUCCUUAUAAAAGAAUCAAGGUAUUUUGUAUGCGUAAGCUCAUGUCUUAUAUAUUACUUAUGUGUUGCAGAUAUUCACAGUUAUAGAAAUAAAUAAGCCUAUCUUUAAAUAAA